Molecule: messenger RNA, 489 nt
Organism: Oncorhynchus tshawytscha (Chinook salmon)
Lineage: Eukaryota; Metazoa; Chordata; Actinopteri; Salmoniformes; Salmonidae
Product: ladderlectin-like
Exons: 4
Coding region: 1-489 (162 amino acids)
Source: RefSeq, a predicted model, not a curated record
AUGGCGAUGAUGACCAUUCUUCUGCUUCUCAGCGCUGCCUUGGCUUUGGGCAAUGCAAAGCCCUUACAGGAGGCCAAUGAUGUGGAUCAACUCCUUGCUUUUGAGGCUAAGGGGGUGGCGGAGAUGCAUGAGUUGCAGCAGGUGCAGGAGGAGGAGCAGCAGGUGCAGGAGGAGGAGCAGGAGGUGCAGGAAGAGGAGCAGGAGGUGCAAGAGGAGGUGGGGAGAGAGAGCAGGAGCUUGUGUCCCUCAGGCUGGACCAAAUACGGAUCCCGCUGUUUGAUGUUUGUUCAUGGCCCCAGCACAUGGAUUGAGGCAGAGCGGUACUGUGUGCACUUCGGAGCGAACCUGGCGUCAGUUCACAACUCCCAGGAGUAUCAUUUUCUGCAGGAGCUGGUUAGGCGCCAUACCAAUGGGUUCCCAGGCACCUGGAUCGGAGGCUCUGAUGCCGUCUAUGUAAACUCUUCUUUAAUAUCUUUACAUUUUGCUUAA